AUGUUGGCGUCUUCAAAGUUGUCCAAAAUCAGCAAAGAGGUUCGGUUUUUUAUUGGGUGGGAUUUUUGAAUUUGGGUUUUUCAAAAAAUUUUGAAAUUGUAACCAAAUUCUGGAUUUUAGGUCACAUUUAUUGGGAAAAAUCGUCCCGAAAAAUUUUGUUAUGCAAGUUUUAUCCCAAUAAUUAAACCAAAUCUAAUUUUUCAAAAAAGCUGUGUAACUUGAAUUGUGGAUUAAAAAUUCCUGAAAAUUCAGGUAAAUUUUAAAAUUGACCUGAAUUUGGAAACGAAUUUAGGAGAUUCGAAGAAAAGUUUACAAACUAUAAAAAUUACAAAUUUCAGAACAAAAUAUUGACUGAAAAAUUUAGCUGAAAAAUAUUCGUCUAUUAUUGGGACUGUUUGAAUGACAUGAGCAAUUUUCAGGCUUAUCAGGUUUUGAAAAAGUUUUUUUUAAAUAGUUUCUAACAUGAGCAAUGGAUAAUUUUUGACCGCCAACAGAAUUAUUUUUCAGGUUAGCAAUUUCAUCGUUGCUCAAGUCUUGGAUCGCGCUGAUAUUCUAAUUCGAAAUUCUUAUCGAAGAUUGACGGCUGAAAAUGAAACUCGUAAUGAGCAAUGGCAACAAAUUUCAGAAGAGGUUUGACAUUUCUCAACAUUCGUCCAAAAAUCUUCCAAUUUUCUAGGUUGUUAAUAAUUUCGAUAUUCCAAUCGAUGCAGACAAAGUCAAAUCGCAUUUUCAUAAUCGGAAAAAAGUGCUGCUCGCUAGAAUGAAAGAGUCUUUGAGGUAAGUGUAUUUUCCAGUUCAAAAAAUCAAUUUUUAUUCCAACAGGCUCUGUCAAAACCUGUCAAUUGACGAAAAAAUGGAAGAGAUUUGUCGAAAAAUAAUGUUCCAAAAUGAAAAUGAUGUGAAACUGGCUAGAAUUUGUUUGGAGGUUGAAGAAGAGGAAAAAUUGCGAAUUGAUGCGCCAUCCGAUGAAACAGCGAUGUGGAAUCGAUUAUUGGAGCAAACUAUAUCAUCGCCAUUAUCAAUGGAUGCUCCGAUUCUUUCGAAAAUGCUCGCCGAGCCGACGAGUUCAAGGAAACGGGGAAUUGACACAAAACCGACGACACAUUUGAUUGUUGAUGUUACUUCGAAUAGUGAAUUGAAACGAUUGCUGUGUGUUCUUGUGAGUUUUUUUUUUGUGGAAUUCUGGGAUAAGAGAAACAUGUUCUGGAAAAUUUCUGCUGGUAUUCCUUCAGAUUUUUGGUCGAAAUUCCUCAAAAACUCUUCAUUGCUCAUGUUAGAAAAUUAUUUAGUUACUAACGAAUUUAUUUAGUUACUAACGUAAGGAAUUUUUGAAAAGCAAAUCAGAAUUUUGAAAUUUAAAUAUUGAACUUUGAAAAUAAGUUUCUAUUCAUUUUUUUUUGAAUUUUCAAAUUCUUCUAAACUUUUAUAGACUUAGAUUCUCCCAAGCUUUUCCUUUUCUUUUCCAUUUUUUUUUGAUAUAUAUACAUAUUUCUUUUUUUUCCUGUUCGUUUUCUCAUCCAACAAAAAAAAAACACAUGAAUGAGUGUGUUGUUGAGAGAGCGUGCAAAUCGAAGAGUGCACUGACUUUGAGCGAUGCGUGUGCGUUGCGUGUGUGUUUUUAGUGGUGAGUGUGCGCUGCUCAAAUCGGGUGAGUUUUUCUCCGCUCUCGCAGACCUUCAGGGUGGGCUACUGUAGUAGGUAUGAGAUUAUCAAAUUGAAUUAUAUUUUCAGAUCGACAAUGGGUUUUAUCGUUUUCAACAUGUUGAGAAUUUGAAACAGGAUCAGAAAAGUGUGCCAGAUGUUUUCACAGAAAUACAAAAAAGGUCAGAUUUUCGAUUCGAAAAAAAAGUUAAACAAAAAAAAAGUUUUCAGCUCGGUUGAGCAAGUAAAUGUGGAUAUAAAAUUGGAAGAUGAUUUUGAAGAAGAUUAUGGAGUUCGAGAAGGAAAUUCGGAAGAAUUGAAUAAUGAAGAAGAUGUGGAAAAUAAUUUGAUUGAUGAAGAGGAAGAUGUGAAAUCGAGACUUUUAUCGUUAUUUGAAUCGAAGAGAGAUGAACCUGUUGUUCCGCCAAAUUCCAAGAGGCAAAAAACGACGUCGACUAUCACAAAUGCACAAUGUGAGGUAUAACUGGAGGGGUUGGGAAUUUUUUUAAGUCGCUGUAAAAUAAAAUUUGUUAGGAGAAAUCUGAAAAAUCAAUUUGAUUUACUGCUAAAAUAACAUUCUAGUCACACCUGGCGAGAGAUUGUCCCAAAAUUUUUGUACAGCGUGGAAAUUUUUGCAAAAAAAAUUGUGCAGCGUGAAAUAUUGAAUUUUUUGAAAAUUGUCAUCAAAAACCGCUGAAAAUCAAUGAAAACUACACUUUUUCGUGAAAAAAUGUACAGUGUGGCUUUUGAACAUUUUUGUACAGUGUCCAUUUUGGACACGUCUCGUCAGGUGUGAUUCUAGUGUGGUUUUUCGAUUUUUCAACACAUCUAAAAUAUCAAUAAAGAAAAUAAAUUUACCAUUCAAUAAUAAUUUUUUGAAACGUAAUUUUUCAGUUUGCGAAUUUAUCAAUAUUUUUUUUCACAGAUUAAUAUUUUGUAAAAAAAAUGUUUCAGAAUAUUUUUGAAUCAAGAGGCAAUAUUCAAUAUCAUAUUUUUGAAACGUAUUUUUUCCAUUCGCAAUUUUUCUCCAAUUAUUAUUAGGUUCACUCAAAAAUAAGAUUAUUUUUUGCAGAUGUGUGAAAGUGUGAUAAGAAUGAACACGGGUGGCUCGAAAUGGAAUUUGUAUGAACACGUAAUUUUGAAACAUUCAACUUAUCGACCUUUCAAAUGCACCGAAUGUUCUUAUGAGGCAACAAGAAAGGUAACAAAAAAUCAAAUUUAAAUUUCUCAAUUUUUUCUCAGAUUCGAGUACGACAACAUGCAUUUUCUCAACAUAAUAUGGAAAUUGAACCAUUGGAUAUGACGUGAGUUAAAGAAAAAGGCGAAUUCAACUACCACAAAAUCUAUUUUUUCAGUAACCCCGAAAUUCGCAAAGAAUGGCUUCAAAUAAUGUCCGAAUGUUUUCCACAACAUCAAUAUGGAAAAAAUACAAUUGCCUCGAAAUGUCAAUAA
Messenger RNA from Caenorhabditis angaria, 3093 nucleotides. NCBI's taxonomy places the organism in Eukaryota, Metazoa, Nematoda, Chromadorea, Rhabditida, Rhabditidae. The record is from the annotation of a GenBank genome assembly.